This is a messenger RNA of Amoebophrya sp. A120, 2971 nucleotides long. Lineage: Eukaryota; Dinophyceae; Syndiniales; Amoebophryaceae. The record is from the annotation of a GenBank genome assembly.
GUUCUACCGCGCCGUGGCAAGAACCGCCACAAGUCGUAGGGGUGCACAAUGCCGCUACAGCGACCGUGACUGCCAUAGUAUUAAGUUCGUUUUAUUCUUAUUGACUUCCUCUUUUAGAAGUUGACGAGAGCAGUGGUCUGACACGCGUGGUAGUUUUGCCACAUCUUCUUUUGCAGGAGCGAGUCUGAGAACCGAGGGUCUGAGUAGAUCUUCUGAGCAGCGAGUCUGAAGAGUCCUUGAUGUUCAUCAAAACCAGUGCCAGAGCGAGAAGAGGGAUUUUCUGUGGUUUUUCUCUUCAUGGUUUCCGUGUCUUUCACCGUCGGUUCACAAUUAAAAUUUGAUUUCCUGAAUAAUCUGAAAAUACAAGUUGUUUGACACGCAGUGUGGGCGAGGAGAAGCGUGUCGGUCCUUCGAUGCACGCCGCAGGCUGGUAGCCAGCAGCUACAGACUGGCCAGAAAGAGGAGGAGCAGGAGCUGCAGCUUCAUCCCUUGUGGUCGUGGUGCAGUAUAGCGUAUAGCCUUUCUGGUUUUGUUCCAGAGCAGCUGCCUCCAAGAAGAUGCCGUGGUUUGAUUUUUGGCCGUACGUAUGAAAUGCAAAUAUGUCUGGGUCUGGAUGGAUGCAACUUGUCAUGCUAGAUCCGAAUCAUGCAAAAAUCUGUGUUGCACGAGUGCCAAAAGCUGUCCACUUUCGACCAAGUUGGGAGAGAGUUUCUCACGCAGGAUAGGCAUGAUAGAGACCUCACAGAGUCUGUCAUGCUAGGUUCCGCAUUCCAGACCUCAUGGGUCAUGGAAAACCUGCAUGACAAGUUUACACUCUUCCAAACCUCCAGACACAUUUGCAAUGCAUAGAACGAGGUAAACCGACCUAAAAGCCCGCAGCUCUACCCGUAUCCUGUGUAAAAACGUCCCCACACCAGAGUUGUAAUGCAGAUUUGCAAAGACAGGAAGACUUGUGAUGCGCAUCCCCAUGAGAGCCAUUUCCAAUCGUGUUUUGGAAUCUGUGAUGCUGUGAACAGGAUGAGCAGAUGAGUCUGUGAUGCGGCUGCACUUGCUAACCUGCACUACGCUGCAGAGUACAGCUUGUCAUGCGUGACUCACAAAGCUCCUAGGUUUGUGUUGCAAAAUCCCCAUCCUGACUCUGGUGUGGGUACGUUUUUCCUCAGGAUAACCCGUACCGGAUCCCCAUCUUGAGGACACACGUACUGCUUUUUUUUUUUUUAGAUAGAGGAAGAAGUUAUAUUUUUUGCAUCACAAUAAAUAAAUUACGUGGAUGCGGAGGGUGUGCAGCUGUGCGACAGAUCACAGAUCCACUUCUACCAUUGGUGGUGAACAAUAAUAAUUUUACAGACCUACUACCACUGGUGCUCAUGUGGGAGAUCGGACACGCAGCCGUGGUGCAACGGGUCACAUAAAGGCACAGGUUUUAUGCUGUGCAAAAGUAUCGUACUCGUAUUGCAAUCAUGCAUUACAAAUCUUUUUGUUAAGUCAAAUCCGCAUUACAAAUUUUAUUUCUAAUGCUGAGGUAAUGCAUUUAUACGAGUACGAUACUUUUGCAAUGCAUAGGUUUCGAGCCAGUGCGAUUUACGAUGAGAGGUAUAGAAAUGCACUUUCAUUUCAUAAGCAUAUCUCGACGAGCUCGCAUGACGUCGAACGUUGUUCUUUCUUAAUAUCAUGUUGCAAGACUCAAAAUGAAACUGAACCAAAAGCAAAACCACAAACCUGAAAACAUGAAACAGAGGACGGCAACAUGGUGAAGCAGCUUUGCGGGUGCAAGAUGACCUCCUACGCACCAUUCUGUAUUGAUAAAGUUUUUCAUUGUCUUCAUGAUAAUAACCAAUUACAUGCUCCAUGGUAGGUUUGAUCUCCGAUGCUGGACUACAGAUGAAGAUGAAAUGCAUAAAAUCACCUGUGAGGAUUCGUCGCGGUGGAAGAACUGCAUUCUGAUGAAUUGUUGAAACCCACACUGCUCCCAGACUUAUCCACUGCAAAUAUACUGUCUGGUUCUCGAAAGUUGAAGCUUGUAAUGCUAGCGUUCCAUAUUUUUACCUACAGAAUCUGUAUUGCAUAACCAACACAUCAUCACUUGUCAGGUAACAAGAACCACUACCACGUGAUCGCGCACCGGUUUCCGGCUUUUUAUCCCACAGAGAAAAACAGGCAAGGCAUAUUUGCAAUGCAAAAAUUAUAGAGGACUUUUGCAUUACAACAAAUCUGAAGACCUGCCUGGUUUUUCCUGUUGGAUACUUUUCACUUUCUGCGCAUGACGCCAGUCGGGUUCGCGUUAGGGACUGCAGUAGCUUGUAUCAAAAGGAAAAAUUUCCCCUCCCCAUACUGAAGAGGUAUGUAUCUAAAAAUUUGUGAUGCUGAUUUGUGACCACAAAUCCUGUCCCUCUUGCAAGAGGGCAAACUCAGAGACUCCGCCAGGGUAUGCAGGCGCUUUGUAAUGCUGCAAGGCCUAUAGGGCAGACGCCUGCCAUGCUAGGCCCCUACACCAAGGCUUACGAUCUGCGUGCAGUCCUCUACUGCAAGACAAGUGUGAUUUGUGUACUCAUAUACAGCAAGACAAAAUUCGUUUUCGACAUGGGGAGGGGGGGUUUUUCCUUUUGAUAGCUUGGUUCUGGCACCCAUAGAAAGCCGCGGAGAAGUUCUUGUACUGGUCGCUGUUUUCCUAAACCGUGGUGCGGGUGAGCAGUUAUGCCGGAAGGAGGAGGUUGUGAUGCUUGUAAAAAUUAUCUAUCGAUCGUGCGCGUACCAGAACUUAGUGGUGAUUUUUACAGCGCACGUACGUAGGUGGACAAGAAAACAAACCAGGCGUGGGAUUGGAACUUCUGAAACUACUCGCAAAAGAGGAAGAACCAAAAUUGAUGAAAAAUCUGUUGCGAGGCCUGGGGGAUCGGCAUCCUUUAUAUCCUUUGUGACGCGGUGUUUCACUUUCAUCUAUGGUGCUCACAGUAGUCGCCGAGAAGUAGAU